CUCGGCCUUAACCUGCAUGAUGAUGAUGAUAAUGAAGUUUGCUGUGAGAGUGCUGGGCCUUGCCGGUGCGCUUCUCCCGGGCGCUGCGGUCUGCGCGCCGCCCACGCCGCGGUCGCAAGCCCUAAUCGACAAAUUCUCCUCGCUGGUCGUCUUCGGGGAUAGCUACACAGACGACGGCGUUUACUCAUACAUCCCCCCCGUCGCAAACCAGACAACAGACGCCUGGGACGGCGGCCGCGCCUGGCCAAGCUACAUCCAACAAUACGCCCACAUCAACCUAUACGACUACGCCGUCGCGGGGGCGGUAUGCGACUCCAUCAUCAGCAACGACGUGCGCAACGGCGUCAAACAAGACCAACUCCCGUCCUUCCUCACCGACAACAGCUACACCGGCAACACGACGGGCCAGCCGGCGCUCCUCAACCCCUCCUCCGAGACCAUCUACGCGAUCUGGAUCGGCACCAACGACCUCGGGCCCAGCGGCUUCCUCACCGAAGUCGAGCCGGCCGGCAUGCCAAUGACCUAUUUCACCGACUGCGUGUACGCCCAGCUGGACCGACUGUACGCCAUCGGCGCCCGCACCUUCGUGCUCAUGAACAUCGCCCCCCUGAACCUGGCGCCCGAGUACGCCCUCCCCCGGAAUGGCGGCUGGGCGGAGGGCGAGUACUGGACCACCAAGUCGCAGUAUGAUCCCAACAUCACGCAGUCGAGCGAGAAGAUGCGUCAGUAUGUCACCAUGGUGAAUGCGGUGUUUGAGUAUCAGACGCCUGUUGGGUUGAGGGUGCAGGGGAGGUAUCCGGGGAGUGGGUUUGCGGUCUUUGAUGUCCAUGCGUUGAUGACCGAUAUUUGGAACAAUCCGGCGGAUUAUCUCAAUGGGACGGUUCCGUAUAACGUCACAAGUUCGAUUUACCGGUGUGGGAGCCCGUGUGCGGCGGGGGAUGUGCAGGAUAGUUAUAUGUGGUGGAAUGAUCUGCAUCCGUCGCAGCAGGUGGAUCGGGUGAUUGCGCGCGAGUUUGUGGAUCUGGUGAAGGGGGGGAGUAAGUGGGCGACUUAUUGGAGAAGUUAG
This is a messenger RNA of Aspergillus heteromorphus CBS 117.55, 1066 nucleotides long. RefSeq names its product SGNH/GDSL hydrolase family protein. Lineage: Eukaryota; Fungi; Ascomycota; Eurotiomycetes; Eurotiales; Aspergillaceae. The record is from RefSeq and is a predicted model, not a curated record. Gene Ontology annotation, molecular function: hydrolase activity, acting on ester bonds. The coding region runs from base 17 to 1066 and encodes 349 amino acids. The transcript is spliced from 3 exons.